This is a messenger RNA of Myripristis murdjan (pinecone soldierfish), 1694 nucleotides long. Its product is annotated as gastrin/cholecystokinin type B receptor. Lineage: Eukaryota; Metazoa; Chordata; Actinopteri; Holocentriformes; Holocentridae. The coding region runs from base 1 to 1425 and encodes 474 amino acids. Gene Ontology annotation, biological process: G protein-coupled receptor signaling pathway. Gene Ontology annotation, cellular component: plasma membrane. Gene Ontology annotation, molecular function: G protein-coupled receptor activity. The record is from RefSeq and is a predicted model, not a curated record. The transcript has a single exon.
AUGCUGUCUAAAUGUGGCUCAGACUCCCAAUAUCGCUGCCGAGCAUCUUCAUCGGAGCGCACCGCUGUGCGUCGUGGUCCCACCUGCGUGCCUCCGGUUUGGCCACCGCACACGCAAUGUGACGGGCAGCGGGAGAUGAAUCUGACACAUUUUUACGCACAAUUUGGACAUUUAUUCGCUUCAAAUUACUCACUUUGGGAGACUAACCAUGACGACCACCGCAACUGGACUUUGUUUAACACCAGCCCUUUUGCCGUGGAUGUUUUGUUUUCGGGACAUGAACCGGGCACCAUCGUGCUGGUGGUGAUGUACACCCUCUCCUUCAUCGCAGGACUCGGUGGAAACAUCACGGCGCUGCUGGUCCUCACCCGAAAGAGGAACCGGCUGUCGGGGGCGUCAGCGACUCGCCGGCUGCUGGUCAACCUGGCGGUGUGCGAUAUGAUGGUGGUGUGCGUGUGCAUGCCCGUCAACCUGGGCCACCAGGUCUACAACGCCUGGGUGUUCGGAGACUUUCUGUGUCGCACCGUGCCGUUCGUCCAGGCAGUCUCGGUGUCCGCCAGCGUCCUGAGCCUGUCCGUGAUCAGCCUGAACCGCUAUUACAGCGUGCACAACCCGCUCCACGCACGGUCCUUCUUCACCGGGCGGCGGAUACUGUGCAUGAUAUGCCUGGUGUGGGCUGUCUCGUCCGGGCUCUGCCUCCCCCUCCUGUUCAUGAAUACCACCCGGACUUUGUCGCUGUUGGACGGGGCACACACGGUGACCGUGUGCGUGGAGGGCUGGAGCAAGGUCAAACUGCGACAGGGCUACAACUUCCUGCUCUUCUGCUCUCUUUACUGCUUCCCCGUGUUGUUUAACCUUGUUAUUUGUUUGCUGACCGGUUGGAAAUUGUGGGGAACAGACGACAAACUGAGGGAGUCGAACAAAUUCGGCAUUGCGCAAGUUCUCUCUCGGGUGCGAGUGCGCAAAAGGAUAGCCAAGAUGGUGUUGGCGCUGGUGGUGCUUUUUACCCUGUCUUGGCUACCUCUCUAUGUAGUGGACAUUUGGAUAGACUUCAACAUGCCGGACUCGCUGGACAGAGAAGACGGGAACGAUACAGAUCACGUCCAGCAUGAGUGGAUUCUCCAGGGCAGACCUUUCGCGCAAUGGCUCGGUCUGACCAACUCGGCACUCAACCCGCUAUGUUACUGUUUUGUGGGGAACCUUUACCGGUCAGCCAAGAGGUUCAGGCAAAGCUACCGGGAGAAACUUUCGUCUGUGUUCAGUUUGUCCCUUCAGCAGCCUUCCCUGAGCGGCUCCGUGUCCAAAACUGCGUCUUGCGGCCAUGCGCAACCGGAGAGGCAGGUCACCAAUACGCACGGAGGUUCCAAGCUGAUGAAGAGUAAAAGCCUGUCAGCUGUGACUGUGUGUGAAACAGUGUUUGACUGACCUGAGGAAUGAAGCCAGCAGCGACCAAAAUAUACCAUGGCGCAUAAAUGUCCCUUGUUGCCAGGAAACUAUCAAUGUAGUCAACAUGACAGGGGGCAACAUGACGUGUAUAGACAUUUUGUUGGAACAAAGCCGUUUAUUCUUACUGACUGUAAGUAUGUAAGAAUCUAUUUGUAUCUCUUAAGUGCGAACCAAACAGGGCAUGUAUAAUAUUGUGAGCAUGUGACCCUAUAGUUGAAUAUUGUGCUACCAGUUUAUUACCAGUUUCA